ACGCGUCCUCUAUCUUCUCCUCCAUUCCGCCUCCGUGUCGAUAGCUACGUACGUGCGUGCUCGAUCUCCAUCGACGACCAUCGCAAUACGUCCGUCACAAACUCCUUAGGCUCCGGUCCUUCGUACGUGAACGUAGCAGCAACAUGCUCGACGUGGCCACCAGAGCAGCCGGCGGGCUGGCGCGCUCGCUCGUUGUGGCCGCCUUCGGCGCAGCCGGUACGGUGAUCGGCGGCAUGCUCGGCCUCCUGUGGGGCUUCGUUAACGAGGACGGACUGCUGCAGGGCGUGGUGGUCGGGGCGGUCACCGGCGCCCUCGUUUCCGUGGAGCUCGCCGACUCCCUCCUCAGGAUAUGGACCUGCGGCGACUGCUCCAUGGACGAGCGCAUCAAACGCACGCGGCUGGUGCUCCGGAGCGUGGCGGCCGGCCGCCUCCUGCGCGGCUCGGUGUUCCCGGCCAUAAGCGGCGCGCUGGACAGCCAGAUCGAGGCGCUGCAGCAGCACCACUCGUCGCGAGGCGACCUCUUCGAGCCGAGCUCCGGCCCGGUGACGGCCGCGCGGAGGGCCGCCGUCGAGAGCCUCCCGGCGACGGUGCUCACCAAGGAGACCGCGGGCGCGGGGCAGCACACCACCUGCCCCAUCUGCCUCCAUGAGUUCCAGGCCGGCGAGAGCUCCAGGAGGCUGCCGGCGUGCGGCCACGUGUUCCACCUGGCGUGCAUCGACAGCUGGCUCCUGUGGAAGCCCCACUGCCCCAUGUGCCGCCACGCCGUCUACUAGCCUAUCCCCCCGCCGCCGCCGGGGAGCAAACAAACGGAGGAACGACGUACGGCGGCGUUGCCGCAGAUGAAGCGUAGUAGUAGUACAUGGGUCUCACGAAGCA
Molecule: messenger RNA, 876 nt
Organism: Aegilops tauschii subsp. strangulata
Lineage: Eukaryota; Viridiplantae; Streptophyta; Magnoliopsida; Poales; Poaceae
Product: NEP1-interacting protein 2
Source: RefSeq, a predicted model, not a curated record